Molecule: messenger RNA, 841 nt
Organism: Mercurialis annua (annual mercury)
Lineage: Eukaryota; Viridiplantae; Streptophyta; Magnoliopsida; Malpighiales; Euphorbiaceae
Exons: 4
Coding region: 89-637 (182 amino acids)
Biological process (GO): rRNA processing
Cellular component (GO): small ribosomal subunit; Mpp10 complex; small-subunit processome
Molecular function (GO): snoRNA binding; rRNA binding; structural constituent of ribosome
Source: RefSeq, a predicted model, not a curated record
AUCAAAAAGAAAAUUUUCAAUUGAACUUCUUCUGCAUAAAUUAGGGAUUUAAUAAAAAGAAAUCAGUUCUUGAAAUCAGACUUGAAAAAUGAGAAAACUUAAGUUUCACGAGCAAAAGUUACUGAAGAAAGUAAAUUUGUUAUCAUGGAAAAGAGAAGGAAAUCACAGAGAAGCGAGUGUUAUGCAGCGUUAUCACAUAGUCGAUAGAGAUGACUACAAAAAGUAUUCUGGUUUGUGUAGAAUGGCUCAGAAAUUGGUUAAUAUAUUGAAGCAGAUGGAUCCGAAAGACCCAUUUCGGAUUGAAAUGACAGAUAUGCUUUUGGAGAAGCUAUAUAAUAUGGGAGUUAUACCGAGCAGGAAAAGCUUGGCUUUGUGCGAUCGUUUAUCGGUAUCAUCAAUUUGCAGACGAAGGCUUGCAACUAUUUUGACGCGAUUAAAGUUUGCUGAGCAUUUAAAAGAAGCCAUAACAUACAUUGAGCAGGGCCAUAUUCGAGUUGGCCCUGAGACGAUAACUGACCCAGCUUUCCUGGUUACAAGGAAUAUGGAGGAUUUCGUCACAUGGGUCGAUACAUCGAAGAUUAAGAGGAAGGUGCUUCAGUACAACGAGAAGUUGGAUGAUUAUGAUGCAAUGAACUAAAGGCAGUUGUUAUUUUUAUCCUUUUUGGAGAUAAAUUUUCAGAUUUUUUGGUUGAAAUGUAUAAGAUUGUAUUACUUGAUAUUCAUGAGAAGAGAAUGGGACGUCCGCCAGAGUUUCCACAGUUUUUAUCACCUUUUCAAGCUUGGAAUCGUUGCCAUCUUGUUUUAUCUUUCUGAAAGUAGUAAAUUUGGUGUGUUCCAGUGA